Molecule: messenger RNA, 2081 nt
Organism: Rhodamnia argentea
Lineage: Eukaryota; Viridiplantae; Streptophyta; Magnoliopsida; Myrtales; Myrtaceae
Product: eukaryotic peptide chain release factor GTP-binding subunit ERF3A
Exons: 19
Coding region: 139-1674 (511 amino acids)
Biological process (GO): translation
Cellular component (GO): translation release factor complex
Molecular function (GO): translation release factor activity; GTPase activity; GTP binding
Source: RefSeq, a predicted model, not a curated record
AAUACGAACCAAACAAGGAAUCUCUGCGCUUACACCCCUCGCUCUCCCCAUCUCUCUGCCCUAACACACAUACUCUCUCUCUCUCUCUCUCUCUCUCUCUCGUGCGCGCCCGCCAGCUUCGGUGAAUCUCUUCUCGAUAUGGAUCUUGAGGAAGACAUUCGGUCGUUGCAGCUCGAAUCAGCAGAAGAUAAUAAUGGGGCUAUCAAUCCUGAAGAUGCAAAGCCAGAAGAAGUGGAGAAGAUGGAUAAAAUUGAUGAAGGUUGGAAGGAGGAGAUAGCUACAAACUCUCAUCCAGUCCAGGUUGAGCAGAAAGGUAAGGAAAUAGCUGUUCCGGAAGAAGAUGAUACCGCAGAUGCGAUGGAAGAAGACACGAAACGACAUUUGAAUGUUGUUUUCAUUGGCCAUGUUGAUGCUGGGAAAUCAACAACUGGAGGACAGAUACUGUUUCUCAGUGGUCAGGUUGAUGAUCGUACUAUACAAAAAUAUGAAAAAGAAGCCAAGGAUAAAAGCAGGGAAAGUUGGUACAUGGCAUAUAUUAUGGAUACCAAUGAGGAGGAAAGAGUUAAGGGUAAAACUGUUGAGGUUGGAAGAGCACAUUUUGAAACGGAGACCACUAGGUUUACUAUUCUCGAUGCACCAGGCCAUAAAAGUUAUGUCCCCAACAUGAUCAGUGGGGCAUCCCAGGCUGAUAUAGGCGUUCUGGUAAUUUCUGCUCGCAAGGGUGAGUUCGAAACUGGGUAUGAGAAAGGUGGUCAGACUCGUGAGCAUGUUCAGCUUGCAAAAACCUUGGGUGUUUCUAAGCUACUUGUAGUCGUAAAUAAAAUGGAUGAUCCCACUGUCAAUUGGUCCAAAGAAAGGUAUGAUGAAAUUGAAACCAAGAUGACACCUUUCUUGAAAUCUUCUGGUUACAAUGUUAAAAAAGAUGUACAGUUCUUACCUAUUUCUGGUCUGAUUGGAAUGAAUAUGAAAACCAGAGUGGACAGAAAUAUUUGUCCGUGGUGGAAUGGUCCCUCCCUCUUUGAAGCUCUAGAUGCUAUUGAGGGUCCUCCGCGUGAUCCCCAAGGCCCUUUUAGGAUGCCUAUAAUUGACAAAUUCAAGGACAUGGGGACGGUUGUUAUGGGGAAAGUAGAAUCUGGCAGUACACGUGAGGGCGAAACCUUGAUUGUCAUGCCAAAUAAGGCAUCAGUUAAAGUGCUCGCAAUAUUCAUUGAUGAGAACAAGGUUAAACGUGCAGGACCUGGUGAAAAUCUCCGGAUUAGAUUAUCUGGGAUUGAGGAAGAGGACAUAUUGUCAGGAUUUGUCUUGUCGAGCAUUGCCAAACCAAUAUCUGCAGUUACUGAGUUUAUUGCUCAACUGGUAAUCCUUGAGUUGCUGGACAAUGCAAUCUUCACGGCUGGUUAUAAGGCAGUGCUACAUAUUCAUUCGGUGGUGGAGGAAUGUGAGAUUGUUGAGUUGCGACAACAAAUUGAUCCCAAGACGAAGAAGCCAAUGAAAAAGAAAGUUUUGUUUGUGAAGAAUGGUGCUGUUGUUGUAUGCCGGAUUCAGGUGAAUAACCUAAUAUGCAUUGAGAAAUUCUCUGAUUUUCCACAGCUUGGAAGAUUUACCCUUCGCACCGAAGGAAAAACAGUUGCUGUGGGGAAGGUGACUGAUUUGCCAUCAAUUGCUAGAGCUUAAACAGUUUUGGUGUUCGGAGGCAGAGAUGCCAUAAAUCUCAAGUCUACCACAUUGGAAGGGCUACAGCUAUGUUCUCGAAUUGUUGCGGCAGCACCUUUUACUUGGUCAUAUAUGUUUAUCCUUAAUAGUCUGUACUGGAGCAUGGGACGUGAUGGAGAGCAGCGUCGAUGGUGGUUCAAUGCAGAUUUAAGUGUGUUCUUACAUCAUUGUGCCCUGUGUGUUUGGAAGGGGUAAUUAUAAAGUCGUCAGCUACAAUUUCAUACAGUUAAAAAAGAGUUUUGGUAAUGAUUUUGUCGAGAUGAGCUGGAUGGUUUUUGUGCUGUGAUCUCAUAGGAACAGAAUGACGUGAGCUAUUUGAUUUUGAUUUACCCGUAGGAAUCUAUAGGUCCAUUGUCCUCUUUACUCUC